This is a messenger RNA of Fusarium coffeatum, 1068 nucleotides long. RefSeq lists its product as uncharacterized. NCBI's taxonomy places the organism in Eukaryota, Fungi, Ascomycota, Sordariomycetes, Hypocreales, Nectriaceae. The record is from RefSeq and is a predicted model, not a curated record. The transcript is spliced from 2 exons. The coding region runs from base 1 to 1068 and encodes 355 amino acids.
AUGGUACGCUACGAACUCGAAGAACCGCUUUGUUCCAUAUGUGGUCUCAGUGUAGGCUUCUACAACCGCCGAGAAAGAACCUGGCAAAGUAUUGCCAUCGUGAUGCAAGGGCCCAGGCAUGCCGUUUCCAACGAUCAUCUCUCCUGGUGUAGAGCUACAGGAUAUCCAUAUCAGGGGUUAAGCCACUUUACACAACUUCCCUCACGAAGACCCGCUCUUAUACAUUCGAGCUACCGGUACAGCCCAACACUGGCUGUCCGAUCCGACUACCAUUUCCUUGGUUUUCACUGCGCUUGCAUUUCCAUUGCUUACCGAGUAAUCUUGACAUCACCCACAAACUCGCUGUACAACGCCAAAGAUGUCUGGAAUACGUUGAACCAGCGUUACAGAAAUGGUCCACCCAGCGAAGAGUAUUGGGACGACGUCCCACCCAUCCCUCAGAAGACUGCACAAGGAACAUGUUCUUGGACUAGAUACCCUGCUUACUAUCUUCCGACCUAUAUGCACUCGAGAAAAUUUGAAUGGUGGUCUGCCGAUCCGAUGCUUAUUCCCAACUUUACGGCCUGCCUACUGCGUAACUUACAGAGCUGUCCAAAGACUUCGCCAACCAAAAGGUCUCCGCUUCAGGACCAUCUCGAGAAUCUUCCCCAAGAACUGUAUGAUCAGAUAAAGGAAUUCGUCCAGCAAGGACCCAUGAGUAUACAGCCCACGGGUAUCUUACCCCAGUCGCUUUGGAAGGAAGCUUUCCUCAAGAUACCGUUUCUUUGGGACUUGGAUGUUGGAGAAGUCGAAAGGUUUCCCGAUUCGCCCCCGGAUCCAGACAAGGAAUGGGACUGGGAACAGUUAGUCCGCCGACUUAUGGCUCGUCCCAUUCAAGCUGAUCCACCGGCAUUGGAAUAUCUUAUGCCUGCCCCUUGGAAUUAUGGAAAAGCAGGCUUGGAGCUGCCCCAAGGGUUGACAAAUCGACGACGAAUCUGGCAGAUUGUGGACGACAUGGACCCCAACGAACUCGAUGGGUGGGAGGGCGAGACCUAUGGUCCCUCUGAAGAGACAGCAGCUGCGGCUUGA